Messenger RNA from Monodelphis domestica (gray short-tailed opossum), 1495 nucleotides. Its product is annotated as calmodulin-alpha. Lineage: Eukaryota; Metazoa; Chordata; Mammalia; Didelphimorphia; Didelphidae. Gene Ontology annotation, cellular component: myosin II complex. Gene Ontology annotation, molecular function: calcium ion binding. The record is from RefSeq and is a predicted model, not a curated record.
UGCCAGCACUUCAUGCAAGGACUGGAAAACCAGACAGCCGGGUUGCUGCUCCAGUUCUCCAUUCAUUCCAAAGAACUUGGGAAGUGAGAACAGUCUGUGGCCACGGACUGGUCAAGGCAAUAGAGCUUGGGCAGACACAGAAGUCAACUCAUUUCCCGGUUGCUCGAUCAUAGCAUGGCUGACCAGUUUACAGAGGAACAGAUUGCUGAAUUCAAAGAGGCCUUCAGCCUUUUUGACAAGGAUUCUGAUGGCACCAUCACCACUAAGGAACUGGGCACUGUCAUGAGGUCAUUAGGCCAGAACCCAACAGAGGCUGAGCUACAGACCAUGAUGGGAGAGGUCGACGCUGAUGGUAAUGGUACCAUUGAUUUCCCCGAGUUCUUGGGCAUGAUGGCGAAGAAGAUGAAGGGUGCUGAAACUGAGGAGUCUAUCCGGGAAGCCUUCCGGGUGUUUGACAAGGAUGGCAAUGGCUUUGUCAGUGCAGCUGAGCUAAGGCAUGUGAUGACCAGCCUUGGGGAAAAGCUUACGGAUGAAGAAGUGGAUGAGAUGAUGGGGGAAGCUGAUGUUGAUGGUGAUGGGCAGGUGAACUAUGAGGAGUUUGUCCGAGUGCUUUCCUCUAAGUAGGGAGGAUGGGGAGUGUAGAAUUCCAGUCUUGAUUCCAAUAACUUUCUUUAGCUUUAUGUUGUGCUCUUGACUUUCUAACAGAGGCGGGGAUGGGGGGGGUCAUGGAGGAGAGAGGCAUUUUUUCUUGCUGUUGAAAAAUUUUUGUACAUCAUAAUUCCUUCUCCAUCUCUUUACCCUGGAUUCUCUCCUGAUGAGCUUACAUUCUGGAACUUUUCCUACUGAGUUGGAAGAAUAUCACAUACUUUUUCCUACCGGGCCUCCUGUCUGUUUAAAAUAAAACAAGAAUACCCUACGUGCAGCAAUCAGCAAAACGUCAAUCAUUCCUUUAUAAUGCCUUAAAUAUAUAGAAAUUGAAAUAGAAAUAGUUUCAUGCUUGGAAUAUAAGAUUGUAAGGUCCAAGAAGAUUUAUAAACUCUUCAACCCAUUGAGAAAUGUAAAAAACUUAUUUCAUUCUGAAUAUAAUCUUUGAAGGGGAUACUAAAUCAUCAUCAUCCAAGAUGUAGCUGAUGACAUCAACCCAUAUUUGGAUUCUUAUAUGAGAAAAGGGUGCUCCUUUGUUUGAAGACCAUCUGCUGCUAUAUAUUGUGCAGGAGGGAGCCAGUGACAUUCAAGAGGUUGGGAGAAACAUGGUACCAGAUGGAGAAGGUGAAGAUGGGGGCUUUGGCAAUUGUGUGCAGGACUCUCUAGCUGCAUUUGCUUCCCUCUCCUGUCUGCCUAGAAAAACAUCUUUGACUCACCUGUGGGAAAGAGGGAAGAUUCCUGGGGAUAGCUGUGGUGAUGUGUCUGUAUUAUUCUUGAUGGAAGAGGGACAUCUAAAUGAAAGGGAUUUGGGGAAAACUGAAGGAAAUAAAUGAGAAGUUCACUUUCCUAA